UUCCAGAGUUUUAUUGCUAAACCUUGGAAUAAUAACAAAAUUUUACAAAAAAUAUCAGAGUUAAAAAAUGAAAGAGUUUUAUCACAAAUUGAACAAAGUGAUGAGGAGGAAGAAGGCCCUGAUGAAAGAGAACAAGCUAUUACUGAUACUAUUAUGAAUUUUGAGAGAAGAACUGAAAAGGAACGAAAUUUUUUUUUCCAAGACUAUAAUAGAAAUAAAACUUCUGAAAAUUGCAAAAAGAUUUUUACAUAUAUGAAUCGUAGAGGAGCAGAUCUCAUUAAUGUGCUACUAAAUGAAAACAAUAUAACAACUACACGUAUUGAUACACAUACUUCUAGCUGGAAUUACCAGCAAAGAGAGUUUAAGAAGAAUAUUAAUGAAACAGAAUGUAAUGUAAAUGAAUUAAAUUAUUGUAUAGCAAAUUACAAUAAUAAUUGUACUGCAAUUUAUAAUAUCAGUAGUAUUUCAAGAAUGCAAGAGCUGACAGGACUUAAUAGUUCACAAUAUAUUUCUAAAAGAUAUAAUGAAUUUUUAAAGGAUACUACUGAUGUAUCUAAUUACUACUACCUAGAAUAUGUUGGUAACCAAACUUCUGAAUUAUGUAAAGAGUGGAGUGAUUUUAUUUAUGAUAAGGGGAAGAAUUUUAUUUAUAUGUUAGCACAAGAAUUCAAUUUGAUAGAAACAGAACGUACAAAUAAAAUUCUAGAAUGGAAACAAUUUAAAGAAACAUUAAAGAAUAACACAUUAACAAAAACAAAUAAUACAUGUAAUAUGAGAAGUUUUAAUCUUAAUGACACUGAAUAUGAAUUUAUAACAUCAUCUAUUACAACUACAAUUAUACCUACAACUAUAACCACACCUAAACUUUCACCUACACCUACAUCUACAAAUGUAUCUAUAACUGAAUCUACAACUACACAAACCAUAAUAUCUAUGCCUACAACUACACCUGUAUCUACCUCUGCGUCUAUACCUACAUCUACAAAUGCACCUACAACUGAAUCUACAACUACACAAGCAACUUCAUAUAUGCCUUCAACUACACCUGCAUCUACAUCACCUGCAACUACAACUAAAACUGCGACACCUACAAAUAUACAAGCAAAUACAUCUACACCUUCAACUACAUCUGCAAUUACCAAUAUGCCUAUAACUACAACCACAUUUAAACCUCCAACUACACCUACACCUACAAAUGCAUCUAUAACUGGAUCCACAAUUACACAAACCACUAUAUCUACGCCUUCAACUACAUCUGUAUCUACAUUUGCGUCUACACCUACAUCUACAAAUGCACCUACAACUGAAUCUACAACUACACAAGCCACUAUAUCUACGCCUUCAACUACACCUGUAUCUACCAAUAAGCUUACAACUACAACCACAUCUAAACCUCCACCUACACCUGCAUCACCUGCAUCUACAUCACCUGCAUCUACACCACCUGCAACUACACCUAAAACUACUCUUGCAUCUAAAACUAUACGAGCCACUACAUCUGCAACUAUGCAACCCACUACAUCCACACCUUUAACUACGCCUGAAUCUACAACUACACAAGCAACUAUAUCUAAUAAUGCAUCUACAACUGCACCCACAUCUAUACCUUCAACUAUACAAGCGACUGCAUCUAUAUCUGCAAAAGUGCCCUCAAAUACAUUCACAAGUGUACCUAGAGUUAAUACAUCAUUACCCCCCUCUACCACUGCACCUAAAACUACACCUACAUCUACAAAUUCACCUACAAUCACAACUACAUUUACACCUUCAACUGCAUUAAGUACUACUUUUCAUAAUAAAAGUUAUGGGAAUAUAUCUUUAGGUACUCCUAUAAAAAGUUCAUCUACAGCAACUAAAUCUAUAAUUAUUCCUCUUUCAGUUACCUUGGGAUCAUUUUUGGGAAUUCUUCUUCUUUUUAUAUUUGUGUAUAGAUUCACUCCCAUUGGCUCUUGGCUUGGUAAUCGUAGAUCAAAGAAAAAAAAAACACAGAGAAAAAAGAAGCAAGUACAGAUAGAUAAUGAAUCAAUAUUUGUAGGAUUUUCCGAUAAAGAAUCAGAGAUCAAUAUGAAAAACUUUCCAAUAUGUAAUGAGAAAAACAGU
Plasmodium relictum is the source of this 2100-nucleotide messenger RNA. RefSeq names its product surface-associated interspersed protein (SURFIN). Lineage: Eukaryota; Apicomplexa; Aconoidasida; Haemosporida; Plasmodiidae. The transcript has 2 exons. The annotation marks the transcript as partial. The record is from RefSeq and is a predicted model, not a curated record.